CAGCUGAGGGCACCCGGUGCACGGACCCGCCUGCAGGCAAGCCCGCCAUGGCACCCAAGCGCAAGGGCGGCCUGAAGCUGAACGCCAUCUGCGCCAAGCUGAGCCGCCAGGUGGUGGUGGAGAAGCGAGCUGACGCCGGCUCCCACGCGGAGGGCAGCCCAUCGCGGCCCCGGGACCCAGAGCGCAGUGGCCCUGAGUCUGGGGCAGCCCGGGCCCCCCGCAGCGAAGAAGACAAGAGACGGGCGGUGAUCGAGAAGUGGGUGAACGGGGAGUACAGCGAGGAGCCGGCGCCCACACCCGUGUUGGGGCGAAUUGCCCGCGAGGGUCUGGAGCUACCGCCCGAGGGUGUCUACAUGGUGCAGCCCCAGGGGUGCAGCGAUGAGGAAGACCACGGGGAGGAGCCCUCCAAGGACAGCGGUGCCCUGGAGGAGAAGGAUUCGGACGGGGCAGCCACCAAGGAGGACAGCGGCCCCAGUGCCAAGCAGCCUUCAGGAGAGGCCUCCUCGCUGCGGGACUAUGCGGCCUCCACCAUGACGGAGUUCCUUGGCAUGUUUGGCUACGACGACCAGAACACGCGGGACGAGCUGGCCAGGAAGAUCAGCUUUGAGAAGCUGCACGCGGGCUCCACCCCAGAGGCGGCCACCUCCUCCAUGCUGCCCACCUCCGAGGAUACCCUCAGCAAGCGGGCACGGUUCUCUAAGUACGAGGAGUACAUCCGCAAGCUCAAGGCUGGCGAGCAGCUCUCCUGGCCGGCCCCCGGCGCCAAGACUGAGGAGCGGGUGGGCAAGGAGGUGGUGGGCCCCCUUCCCGGCCUGCGGCUGCCCAGCAGCACGGCCCACCUGGAGACCAAGGCCACCAUCCUGCCCCUGCCGUCGCACAGCAGUGUCCAGAUGCAGAACCUGGUGGCCCGGGCCUCCAAGUAUGACUUCUUCAUCCAAAAACUGAAGACCGGCGAGAACCUGCGGCCCCAGAACGGGAGCACCUACAAGAAGCCAUCCAAGUACGACCUGGAGAAUGUCAAGUACCUGCACCUCUUCAAACCUGGGGAGGGCAGCCCCGACAUGGGCGGGGCCAUCGCCUUCAAGACGGGCAAGGUGGGGCGCCCCUCCAAGUAUGACGUCCGGGGCAUCCAGAAGCCAGGCCCCGCCAAGGUUCCGCCCACCCCCAGCCUGGCUCCCGCACCCCUUGCCAGCAUGCCCAGUGCUCCCAGCGCCCCUGGGCCAGGGCCGGAGCCGCCUGCCUCCCUGUCCUUCAACACUCCCGAGUACCUGAAGUCAACCUUCUCCAAAACAGACUCCAUCACCACGGGGACCGUCUCCACUGUCAAGAAUGGACUGCCCACAGAUAAACCAGCCGUCACUGAAGAUGUAAACAUUUACCAGAAAUAUAUUGCCAGGUUCUCGGGCAGCCAGCACUGUGGCCACAUCCACUGUGCCUACCAGUACCGCGAGCACUACCACUGCCUUGACCCCGAGUGCAACUACCAGAGGUUCACGAGUAAGCAGGACGUGAUCCGUCACUACAACAUGCACAAGAAGCGCGACAACUCCCUGCAGCACGGCUUCAUGCGCUUCAGCCCGCUGGACGACUGCAGCGUCUACUACCAUGGCUGCCACCUCAACGGGAAGAGCACUCACUACCACUGCAUGCAGGUGGGCUGUAACAAGGUGUACACAAGCACGUCUGACGUGAUGACCCAUGAGAACUUCCACAAGAAGAAUACCCAGCUCAUUAACGACGGCUUCCAGCGCUUCCGAGCCACCGAAGACUGCGGCACAGCUGACUGCCAGUUCUACGGACAGAAGACCACGCACUUCCACUGCAGGCGCCCCGGCUGCACAUUCACUUUCAAGAACAAGUGUGACAUUGAGAAGCACAAGAGCUACCACAUCAAGGACGAUGCCUACGCCAAGGACGGCUUCAAGAAGUUCUACAAGUACGAGGAGUGCAAGUACGAGGGCUGCGUGUACAGCAAGGCUACCAACCACUUCCACUGCAUCCGCGCCGGCUGCGGCUUCACCUUCACCUCCACCAGCCAGAUGACCUCUCACAAGCGCAAGCAUGAGCGCCGGCACAUCCGCUCCUCGGGCGCGCUGGGGCUGCCGCCCUCGCUGCUGGGCGCCAAGGACACGGAGCAUGAGGAGUCCAGCAACGACGACCUUGUCGACUUCUCCGCCCUGAGCAGCAAGAACUCCAGCCUGAGCGCCUCCCCUACCAGCCAGCAGUCCUCUGCAUCCCUGGCUGCCGCCACUGCCGCCACCGAGGCUGGGCCCAGCGCCACCAAGCCUCCCAACAGCAAGAUCUCGGGGCUGCUGCCCCAGGGCCUGCCUGGCUCGAUCCCCCUGGCCCUGGCCCUCUCCAACUCGGGCCUGCCCACCCCCACGCCCUACUUCCCCAUUCUGGCUGGCCGUGGGAGCACCUCCCUGCCCGUGGGCACCCCCAGCCUCCUGGGUGCCGUGUCGUCUGGGGCAGCAGCCUCAGCCACCCCUGACACGCCCGCGCUGGUCGCCUCGGGAGCUGGAGACUCAGUCCCCGCAGCUGCCGCCUCUGUCCCAGCGCCGCCCACCUCCAUCAUGGAGAGGAUCUCUGCAAGCAAGGGUCUCAUCUCGCCCAUGAUGGCCAGGCUGGCUGCGGCUGCCCUCAAGCCCUCUGCCACCUUUGACCCAGGAAGCGGGCAGCAGGUCACCCCAGCCAGGUUCCCCCCGGCCCAGGUGAAGCCGGAACCCAGUGAGAGCACCGGCGCCCCAGGCCCCCACGAAGCUUCCCAGGACCGCAGUCUAGACCUGACUGUGAAGGAGCCCAGUAAUGAAUCAAAUGGCCACGCAGUCCCGGCAAAUUCAUCUCUUUUAUCCUCGCUUAUGAAUAAGAUGUCUCAGGGCAACCCUGGCCUGGGCAGCCUGCUGAACAUCAAGGCGGAAGCGGAGGGGAGCCCCGCUGCAGAGCCCUCACCCUUCCUGGGCAAGGCCGUGAAGGCGCUGGUUCAGGAGAAGCUGGCAGAGCCCUGGAAGGUGUACCUGCGCAGGUUUGGUACGAAGGACUUCUGUGAUGGCCAGUGUGACUUCCUCCACAAGGCCCACUUCCACUGCGUGGUGGAGGAAUGCGGCGCGCUCUUCAGCACCUUGGACGGGGCCAUCAAGCACGCAAACUUCCACUUCCGGACAGAGGGAGGAGCAGCAAAAGGAAACGCAGAGGCUGCCUUCCCGGCCUCAGCUGCCGAGACCAAACCUCCCAUGGCCCCCUCAUCCCCUCCGAUCCCUCCUGUCACCACGGCCACGGUGUCCUCUCUGGAGGGGCCCACUCCCAGCCCGGCCUCCGUGCCCUCCACCCCAACCCUCCUCGCCUGGAAGCAGCUGGCUUCCGCCAUACCCCAGAUGCCUCAGAUCCCAGCGUCAGUGCCUCACCUGCCCGCCUCGCCCUUGGCAACGACUUCUCUAGAGAACGCCAAGCCCCAGGUCAAACCCGGAUUCCUCCAGUUCCAGGAGAAGUGAGUCCCUCGAUGAGCCGCGAGUCCCGCGUUCCCCUCGCGUCUCGGGAGUAGGUGCUAGCAAGGGCGCUAGGAGGCCCUGUUCCUCACUGCGGAUGGCGCUGCUGUCCCCAGCUUCUCUGGGGCAUGGCCACCGGGUGAUGUCCUUCUAGCCAAAGAUGCUGCUGCUCCUACCUCACUGCCUGUCCCAGAGCAGGCCGGCCAGCAUGGGCCAAUGGUGGCAGCAGUGGCCGCUGCUCCUGCAGGGCAUGUGGUGAUCCUGCCAGGGCCAGCUGGGGUGGACUGGGCAUGGUGGUCCUCAGAGGACGUCUCCCAGCCUGACAUGGAGGGCUGCGUCUCCCUCCAGGCCUCUGUAUUGGCCUCCUCUGUGGCUCACACCCAUGGCUGAAUCUCUUCAGGGCACGUGAAGUCACGGGUGGGGCACGGGGGGGCCAGGCCCCUCCAGGCUGUCACUGGCCUGCACAGUGGUCUGAGCUCUUGGGUGGAAGGGACCCUCCUCACUGGAUGGUGGUGGCUCCUUGCAGGGAGAACGGUGACUUUGUACUGUCAUGUGUGCGGCUUCCUGUUCUCAAUAAAAGUAAUAAAUUGGAUUAUUUAUAUCGCC
Mandrillus leucophaeus (drill) is the source of this 4088-nucleotide messenger RNA. It is a transcript of the gene CASZ1, whose product is annotated as castor zinc finger 1. Gene Ontology annotation, biological process: regulation of neuron differentiation; positive regulation of transcription by RNA polymerase II. The record is from RefSeq and is a predicted model, not a curated record. Gene Ontology annotation, molecular function: RNA polymerase II transcription regulatory region sequence-specific DNA binding; DNA-binding transcription factor activity, RNA polymerase II-specific. NCBI's taxonomy places the organism in Eukaryota, Metazoa, Chordata, Mammalia, Primates, Cercopithecidae. Gene Ontology annotation, cellular component: nucleus. The transcript is spliced from 12 exons. The coding region runs from base 48 to 3488 and encodes 1146 amino acids.